Molecule: messenger RNA, 3373 nt
Organism: Clarias gariepinus (North African catfish)
Lineage: Eukaryota; Metazoa; Chordata; Actinopteri; Siluriformes; Clariidae
Gene: slc7a14b
Product: solute carrier family 7 member 14b
Exons: 8
Coding region: 353-2653 (766 amino acids)
Biological process (GO): amino acid transport; transmembrane transport
Cellular component (GO): plasma membrane
Molecular function (GO): amino acid transmembrane transporter activity
Source: RefSeq, a predicted model, not a curated record
GUCCGUGCGCGCGCAGGAGCGCAAGAGCGGCGAUGACGUCAUCGGCAGGAGCUGAAUGGAGCGCAGGGGGUGAAUAAUUAAUGCCGAGCUCUGAUCUGAUGGAGGAGGGGGUGAAUAAUUCAGCGCGUCGGCGGAGCUGCGAGUCCCGCUGUGGAGCUCCAGCACGGGCAUGGGGUACAGCACAGGGCACCUCCAGCACCUCCAGCCCAUCUCUGAGCGUCCGGUCAUCAGUAGUUUCUAGCUUUAAGUUGAUCAUGAUGCUGUUGGAACCUCUCUGAGAGAGACGUGAGCGUGAAAGAGCUGAGGAGGUGAAGAUUAAAGUGAAGAGGAAACGCUUGUCCCGUGUCUCUGUAUGAGGAUGAUGAGCUCAGUUUUCACCAAGCUGGACCCCCGGCGGAUCGAGUGGGAGGCGUCAUGGUAUGGCCUUCACUCUCGCGUGCUGAGAACCAAACCGCUGCACUCCAUGCAGGAGGGUUCUGUGGAUCUACAUGGAACCACAAGGCUGGCGCAGGUUCUUACCACCGUGGACCUGGUGUCUCUCGGCGUGGGGAGCUGUGUGGGCACAGGCAUGUACGUGGUCGCCGGACUGGUUGCCAAGGAAAUGGCAGGACCAGGAGUGAUCUUGUCGUUUAUCAUCGCUGCUGUGGCAUCAAUUCUGUCAGGUGUGUGUUAUGCUGAGUUCGGCGUGCGUGUGCCGAAGACCACGGGCUCGGCGUACACCUACAGUUAUGUGACGGUGGGGGAGUUUGUGGCCUUCUUCAUCGGGUGGAACCUCAUCCUGGAAUACCUGAUCGGCACGGCGGCCGGAGCCAGCGCUCUCAGCAGCAUGUUCGACUCUCUGGCCAACCACAGCAUCAGCCGCUACAUGAUCACGCACCUCGGCACCCUGAACGGCCUCGGUAAAGGCGAGGAAUCGUACCCCGACCUGCUCGCCCUGCUCAUCGCCGUGCUUGUGACCGUGAUCGUAGGUGUUGGAGUGAAAAACUCUGUGGGCUUCAAUAACGUCCUGAACGUGGUGAACCUGCUGGUCUGGGUGUUCGUGGUGAUCGCCGGACUCUUCUUCCUGUCUGGAGAGAACUGGGAGGACGGCAGGUUCCUGCCCUACGGCUGGUCGGGGGUGAUGCAGGGAGCCGCGACUUGUUUCUACGCCUUUAUCGGGUUUGAUAUCAUCGCCACUACGGGAGAAGAAGCUAAAAGUCCGAACACCUCGAUUCCCUACGCCAUCACGGCUUCCCUCGUCACGUGUCUCACCGCAUACGUCUCUGUAAGCGUGAUCCUCACACUGAUGGUGCCGUAUAAUCAGAUCGACGGAGACGCUCCUCUGAUGGAGAUGUUCGCUGUUCACGGCUUCAUGGCAGGGAAGUACACGGUGGCCGUCGGAGCUGUCGCAGGACUCACGGUCAGUUUGCUGGGGUCGCUUUUCCCCAUGCCCCGGGUCAUCUACGCCAUGGCAGGGGACGGCCUGCUCUUCAGGUUCCUGUCCCAUGUGAGUCCGCACACAGAGACCCCGGUGGUGGCGUGUGCCGUGUCUGGGUUUCUGGCUGCGUUCCUGGCUCUGCUGGUCAGUCUGAGGGAUCUGAUCGAGAUGAUGUCCAUCGGCACACUGCUGGCGUACACACUCGUGUCUGUGUGUGUGCUGCUGCUCCGCUAUCAGCCUGAAGGAGACGGCUUCACUGACCUGACCAAAGAACCCGACCUUUACUCUCCCACCAGCGACGGGGACGAGUACGGCAACACGUACGGAGCCAAAAACCUCCCCUUACAGAGCGACGACGAGAUGCUCAUUAGCAAAUCAGACUCUGGUGGCUACCAGUCAGAGUCCUCGGGGUACAGCACGAGUGAGAAAGGUGCGGAGUUUGAGGAGUCGGACAGUUCCGUGGGUUCGCUGCUGAAGCGAGUGCUCGGGGGACGUUACUACACACUGCGGACGCGACUCGGACUUCCCGAGCCGGGCUCUCAGCCCACACCUGCUACGGGACGCACCGUCACCUUCUGCGUCCUCGUCCUCUUCGUCCUCUCGUUCCUGCUCUGGGCCAUCGUCAUAUACGGCCUCGACCGAGCCACAGGAGGCGCUCUCUGGGUUCUGGUUCCGGUCCUCAUCGGCAUCGUCAUCCUCAUGGCCGGUUUAAUCGUCGUCAUUCUGCGGCAGCCCGAGAGUCCGAAGCGCUUGCCGUACAUGGCUCCCUGCGUCCCCUUCGUGCCCACAGCUGCCAUCCUGGUGAACAUCUACCUGAUGCUCAAGCUGUCCGCCAUCACCUGGGUCCGCUUUGUUGUCUGGUGCUCUAUAGGUCUAAUGAUUUAUUUCGGUUACGGGAUGUGGAACAGUUCUCUGGAGCUGAGCGCGCGGGAGGAGGAAGCCCACGCCAGCUCGUAUCAGAGGUAUGACGCCGAAGUGGACGAGAGCUUGGCGGUGGAUGAUGACCUUCACCCUCAGGAGGAUGAAGAAGGAGGGCGGUAUCAGGGCUGGGCGGGUGAGGAGAGGGGCUACCAGAACCAGAUCCAGAAUCAGGUCCAGAAUCAGGACCAGUACCAGGACCACGACCAGUACCAGAACUACCAGCAGCAGGGUGAUGAACACAGGACGUCCACCAGAGGCCAGAAGUCCAGAGGAACGCGCAGUAAAGGCUUCGAGGAACUGCUUAAUGAGGACUAGCCUCAGAUCUGUGUGAAGUGUGGAGUUGAUUCUGUUUUAGUGACUUGACUCAGUUUCAGUGCUGUUUUGUUUUUGUCAACUUAUUGAUAUCUUUAUGUUUAUUAAUCCAGAAUUAUUGGCACCCUUCAUGAAAAUGAUAAAAAGUUUAUAUAUAAACUGAUUAACUUACUGGAUAUGGAGUAAAGAUUUAGUUUAACUAAACUACAACUGUUCUUGAGUAGUGUGUAAUUAUUCCUGCAAAAAAGUUUGGUUUAAAACUUUUGGAACCCACACUUUAAUUAUUCCUUUUUAAUGUAGUUUGUUAAGAAUAGCUGUUGUUUUUGACACAUCGUUUGGGGUAAUUGUUAAAAAAUUAUCCAGCUGUGUGAGUGAAAUGUUUAAAUCGUGAUGUUUAUUAAUACAAUAACUCUUUUGCCUGUUCUCUUAAAGGGUGCCAAUAAUUCUCGAGCUAUGUCAUGUAAAACUAAUUAAUAACCAUAGUGUAAAUGUGAAGAAGUGUUCAGCUCCAUAUAUCGCAGUAUUUAAGACUCUGGAACCCUGAAAGCAGCGACACGUCUGAGAAAGAAAAUCACAGACACAGAAUUAUGGGAUUCGAAUCAUUUUACAGGAAAUAUCAUGAUAUUAAAAUCUUUAUACAGAAUUUCAGAUUGAUUUGUACACACACGAGAAUGAAAAAAAACUGUAAAACUGUAAGUUUGUGUGUGUAAGUGUUCUUCGGCU